AUGGAACCAAGUACAUCCCCGAAAGACGAUAGUACGAAAACUCAAACAUCUUUGGACGACCUUGUCAAGCAGGCUGCCGCCAAAGAUGCCAUCAAGGAUUACAACGCCGCUGCAGAGCUAUAUUCUGAGGCCACGGAACUUCAAGCAGAGCUCAACGGAGAAUUAGCGCUGGAAAAUGCAGAUUUACUAUUCGCCUACGGAAAAGCUCUCUAUAAUGUUGCCGUCAGCAAGAGCGACGUGCUUGGGUCCAAGGUAGCUGGAGAAUCACAGCCGAGCAGCGCGUCUGUCGAAAGGCCAUCCGCUGCGGCAACAGCCACAACCACGGGCAUCGUUGAGAAAGCUGUCGCCCAGGGCCCACCUGAGAAGUCCCCGGGAGCCCAGAAGUCAAAUACUGGUGAUGUUCCAGCUAAGCCAUACUUCCAAUUCACUGGUGACGAGAACUUUGACGACUCGGAUUCGGAAGACGACGCCGACGGUGAGGAAGCUGCGGCCGAUGACGAAGACGACUUUGCCAAUGCCUUCGAAGUUCUUGACUUGGCGCGCGUACUAUACCACAAAAAGAUGACUACGUUAGAGGAGGGAAUCGGCAAAGGCAAAUCCGCAGAUUUACCUCCAGAUCUCAGACACGUCAAAGAACGUCUCGCGGAUACGUACGAUUUACAAGCGGAGAUCUCACUGGAGGCAGAAAGGUUUUUAGAUGCAGUGACGGACUUGAGGACGUCUCUGGAUUUAAGGCAGUCUCUGUUUCCGAUUGAAGAUCCUUCUGUUGCAGAAUGUCACUACAAGCUUUCUCUUGCCCUAGAAUUUGGCUCCGUCAAAAAUGAGAAUGACAGUUCCCAAGAGGACAGUACCCUCAAAGGGCCGGUCGACGAGGAAAUGAGGGAAGAGGCCGCAGCUCAAAUGGAAAAGGCUAUUGAAAGCUGCCGUCUAAGGAUGGAUCAAGAACAGAAGAAGUUGACGGACGAUGAUUCAUUGGAUGAGGACAGGGUGACCGCUAUGAAGAGAAGAAUAGCAAAUGUCAAAGACAUCAUAGCAGACAUGGAGCAAAGGCUCGUCGAUCUUCGACGCCCGCCAGUAUCUGCUAUUGAGAAUAGCGAUGCAGAUAACACAAUGCUGAAGGGUAUUUUGGGUCAGAUCAUGGGGCAUUCCCCUUCGGAGCAAAAGGCUCAACUCGAUGCUGUCACGAGAGAAGCAAAUGACCUUUCUGCGUUCAUCAAAAGAAAACCUGCGAGCAAUAAGCCACCCCAGAAGAGUGACACUGUACCAAAACGAGCGGCUCCGGAAGAGGGCGCGGGAGGCGAUACAAAAAGAGCACGAGCAGGCGAUAACCUUGAAUGA
Molecule: messenger RNA, 1338 nt
Organism: Aspergillus vadensis CBS 113365
Lineage: Eukaryota; Fungi; Ascomycota; Eurotiomycetes; Eurotiales; Aspergillaceae
Product: SHNi-TPR domain-containing protein
Exons: 2
Coding region: 1-1338 (445 amino acids)
Biological process (GO): CENP-A containing chromatin assembly; DNA replication-dependent chromatin assembly
Cellular component (GO): nucleoplasm
Molecular function (GO): histone binding
Source: RefSeq, a predicted model, not a curated record